GAAAGCCGUUGACAGAGGAUUUCCGUCAAACAGGGCGCUGAUCUUGGGCACGAGCGAGCGUAAAACGGGAUAGGAAACGGAAAAAACUUUCCGGCGACCUCUGAAUUAAUCUUUUUGAUUCUCUCAGUGAUGGAGGCACGUCAUGCAUCUCUAGGACGACGAACGUUGCAAGAGAUCCGUCAGAAGAGAGCUGCAGAGAGGUUAAGCAAAGUUUCUUCUGGAUCAGAUCUGGAAGCCUCGAAUCAACCCGGAAUACCUAAAUCAGAGAGCGGAAAUCAACUUUCCGAGAAGGACAUAUAUGGUCUGGUUUCUCAGCUUAAAGAUCUUGAGAAGAAGAAUUCAGAAUUAGAGGAUGAGAACCUGACGCAAACAUCAAAGCUUCAGGUGAAGGAAGUUGAGAAUGAUACACUGCUGAAGCGUUUAAAUGAUCUGGAACAGAACAGUUUGCCAUCUCUAAGGAAAUCUCUCAGGGAUGCUGUGAUGGAAAAAGAUGCUGCAGUUGUUGCACGGGAGGACCUCUCAGCACAGCUUCGGACGAUGAAGAAACGCUUGAAGGAGGCAGAAGAGGAACAAUACAGAGCUGAAGAAGAUGCGGCAGCACUGAGGUCAGAAUUAAAUUCGAUGCAGCAACAAGCAAUGAUGAAUCCACUUGGUAGCAUCCCCGCAAUGGGUAACUCUCCAGAUCAUUUGCAAGCCAUGGAAAAGGAGUUGGACAAUCUGAGAUCUGAGUUACAGCAAGAGUCAGUAUUGAGGCAGCAAGAACAACAGAGAUUAGUGGAGGAACAAGCUCGAACUUCUGCAUUGGAAGAAAGACUUGCAGCUUUAUCAAAAAAGGCCUCAGAAGAAGCAUCGGAAGAAGCAGCUCGCAAGGUUUUUUCAUCGAAAGAGAAGGAGACCCUUGAGCAGCAAUUGCAUGAUAUGGCAGUGAUGGUUGAGAGACUGGAAAGUAGUCGACAGAAACUUCUGAUUGAGAUUGAUUCACAAUCUUCAGAAAUAGAGAGGCUGUUUGAGGAAAAUUCCAAUCUCUCAGUCUCAUAUGAAGAUGCUAUGGGUGUAGUGGCUCAAUGGGAGAACCAGGUUAAAAACUGUCUGAAGGAGAAUGAAGAGCUUCGUGGCUUGCUGGAUACAUUAAGAAUGGAACAGGCUAGGCUCCAGCCUUCAAAUGAUAAGAAGGUCCAAGGAGGCUUGUUGGAAGCCAAUAACAAUGAUCAUGUAUCAAGAAUGCAGGGAGAUGCAGCAGAACUCUUCUCUCUCAAGGAGCAGCUUACAAAAGAACAGAGCAGAGCAGAGGCACUUUCUGCAGAAGUCUUGCAGCUUUCGGCUAAACUACAACAUUCUUUACAAGCAUACAACAGUCUCACACGCCUGUACAAACCAGUACUCAGGAACAUUGAGAACAAUCUCAUGAAAAUGAAGCAAGAUGGCUCUCCCACAGCCCCGACUGUUGUUCAUGGGUAGACCAAUUUGUAUUUCAUGUGGUUCAUGCAUCUUCAUCAAAUGUAUAUUGAUAGUAAUGUACAAUCUUUAUAGGGUUUAGGGCUUUUAUUUU
Messenger RNA from Telopea speciosissima, 1549 nucleotides. RefSeq names its product periplakin. The record is from RefSeq and is a predicted model, not a curated record. The transcript has 15 exons. NCBI's taxonomy places the organism in Eukaryota, Viridiplantae, Streptophyta, Magnoliopsida, Proteales, Proteaceae. Bases 130 to 1458 code for a protein of 442 amino acids.